GGCAAGCGUUGGAAGAGGGACCCUUACUACGGAGGUCUUAGUGUUGGUGUCGGAGCAGAAGUGAGGAGUACAAGAGUCGGUGUGUAAUCCGUUGGUGCGAGUCACGUCGGACGGAGUGGGAGUUCGCUUUCCUGGAUACGUUUGAGCCCAGCUUUGAGUCGGCGAGGGUGGAAAUUUGGAGUGGAUCACGGGAGGUGGCUCUCGAGGAGCAAUUAGUUUGAGAGGGUGUUCAAUGUUCAAACUGUCAACGAAAGUUUUGGCUGUAUGUACAUAAGUUGUGAAGGCGGGAGAGGCACCGCGCCGAGUACAGUACUUGCAAUCGCGGCCUGCUACUGUACUUCGACCACAGUACGGCCCAGAGUUCGGCCUCUUGAGUUACAGGAGCCCUGGCAGCGGUGCCAUGAGUCCUGACGACAUCCCUAGAAUCCCUGCCCAUACGACGGCUGCGCCAUUGUAUCGCUCACUGUCCGCAACAACGAACGGGCCGGCGAUUCCCAACGCGUCCGCAUACGGCAUAGAUCUAGACGCAUUCCUCGCUCCCGACUUCAACGCAAAGGCAUGGAUAAACGCAGCACUGGCAACUCCCUAUGGAGCUCUGAGAUCGCAGCAACGGAAAACGGAUUCCCCAUUAGCUACGAAAGAUGCGAACAGCGGUGAGGUGGAAGAUGUCAAAUUGGAUUCCUCAACGACACUGGAAGCUGGACCGGAUUUACGCUCACGGAGACCAAGCGAGAUAGUGAGGGCCGAUUCGGCUUCAAAUGCGUCGGUGGAUGUCGUCGCUUCCAAUCUUGUCCUGAAGCUACAGUUGUUGAGCUUGGACGUCUCCAUGAAGUUCGAGCAGCUCAGCGAAGAGGCGGUCCGCAAUAUGCCUCGGGCAAUGUACGAUUUAGAGCUGAUAAGAAAAGACGCAGACAAAGUGAAGGAAGCGAUCAGGAAUGGGCGAACGGUCUUUGAGAGCGCUGAGAAGGGCGGGGGUGGGGCGUUCAAGGAUCUGAUGAAAUUGGAUCGGGUGCGAAAUAGAAUGACAGCGACGCGACAUUCGUUGAAGGAGGCGGAAAACUGGAGUACACUCUCAGGAGAGAUGAAUGCCAUCUUCUCUGCCGGUGACUUUGAGAAAGCAUCGGUCAGACUAGAUGAAGCUCGCAAGUCCUUGGUCCUGUUAUCAGCUAGCCCCGAUUACGCCGAGCGGGAGGCUCUCCUGGAUGAGCUGCAGGCCACACUGCAGACGGCAACGAACGCGAGAGUGCUCGCUGUCUUCAAUGAUCAUGACGCCGAAGGUGCACGCAAGUUGUAUCGCAUCUACUCCCGAAUUGACAGGCUGGACUAUUUCAUGCAGCAGUACGAGAAAGUGUGCGCCGCACCGUUAUUACGUUUCUGGCAGCAAUACGAUGAAGCAUCCAUCCUUCGGGCUGCCAAAGCCGGCUACGAUGAUGAAUUUGCGCAAUGGCUUACCAACUUCUACGAUGAGGCCUAUCGCCUGGUCCAGAAGGAAUUCGCUUGGAUUCCGUACAUCUUUCCUUCUGCCAUUGACGCGGUGCAGGGACUGAUUUCUGGCAUCUUCCGUUCGCUCGAACCGUCAUUGGAGAACAGGCUGAAGACCUUUGUGGAAAACAUGGGAGAUGCAAGUCUCCCCGGCAUUGUGAAAGCCUACCAGUCGGCGGUCCAAUUCGGGAUUCGGGUAGAACGACUGAUAUUCCUUGCCGAUCCUGGCGAUCUUCGGAAUGCUCCGGUGUUGGAUGAUGAUGGCCAAUUGCGAGACUCCGUCACAUCCCUUCACAAUGAUUCGGACCUACCGGCGCAACCGGGCACCACAAAUCAGGAGAGAUGGGGCACGACUGUGUUCGAACCGUUCCUCGCUUACCAACAACGAUAUGGUCAGCUAGAAAGAAAUCACCUCCUAGCCUCGACGGCCACCAUUUUGAGAUUUGGAAAAGGCAACUCGCUUGAGGCUACCAGGCUGAUGAACGAGUCAGUACCGAAGGCAAUAACCUUAGCGGAGAGUGCCUGGGCUCGCUGCAGGCAAUUCACAUCCGGCUUCGGACACGCUGACCUGGUUGAGGCUUUGGAUGAGCACUUUGUGGCGAUUAUGCGCCGGUACGGCACCUUGCUGCAUCAGUUGAGAGGCGACGUCGGGCUGACAGGUCAAAGCACAAUCUCGUCGGAAGACGAAGAGCCGGGAGAGUUUCGAAGCGGAGAUUUCGGCAACCAGGAGUGGGGUCGUUUCCAGAUCGGCCUGAAGGUUUUGGGACUGUGUAGCCUCUUUCAAAAAAAACUUCUCACGUUUGAAAGGACGUUACGACGGGGCAUAAAGACAUUUGCGACCACCCAUCAUAAGGCGUCUUGGGCAAACCCUGCGGAGUUCUGGGGAGAUGAGAAAGAGCACUCUAAUGAAUGCUUCGCCAGCAUCGACAUCCUCCGAUUAUCGACACUGAACAGUUACAAGUUGGAAACCCUUGGGCAUGAUCAACCGGCGUCCAACGUCGACGUUGGCGACGCUGUCCCUCCAUCGCCUCUCUUCCACCGCGCAAUACAAGUCCUCAAAACGUUCACAAUCGACGCACAGCAGUUCGUAUUCGACACCUUAUUCACGAUCAUAGAGCAGCAACUGCGCAGCGUCUCCACCAUGGAAAUCUGGACGGCGGACGCUCCCAAAACGGCGGGUCCCUUCAACCUCGGCGUGCCCCAGUUCAGCUUAUCCCCACUCUCGUACAUCACUCGCGUCGGCGAACAUCUCCUCACACUACCGCAACAGCUCGAACUCUACGUCGACGAUGACGCGCUCAAAUUCUCGGUGCGGACGCUUCCGCAUAUCACCGCGCAGGACUUUGAGGUGCCCGAAGCAGGGAAUAAAGGCGACAACCCAGAAGACGACGUGACGUACCUUUGGAUUCUGUCCAUCGCCCGUGGCACGAUGCUGCGAUACGCCGAUGUCGUUAUGCGCAUGCAGGCCCUGUCGCAAGACGGUGCAAAGCAGCUCUGCACAGAUAUGGGAUACCUGAUGAAUGUCUUUGACGCGUUGGACAUUGAGCCCAUAACCCGUUUCGGCAACCUGCACGCUAUGAUGUGCAUGACUGGAGAGGACUUGAAACGACGAUAUGCGGCGGCGAAACAGGGCCGGCCAGAAGAUGAGGCCGACGAAAAGCUGUUUGCUGAUGAGACCUUUGCCAAGCAUCUCGCGGCGAUAAGAGGGUUGGAUGUAGGCAGAUAUCCCUAAUGGCGAUGAUCAAGUAGAGAUACUCCCAUAAGUUGCCGAAGAUUCGUGUAAACAAUAGAAUUCUGGUUCGACUGGCCUUAUCAUAUGGGAACUGCAGCGCGAAGAU
Molecule: messenger RNA, 3320 nt
Organism: Fimicolochytrium jonesii
Lineage: Eukaryota; Fungi; Chytridiomycota; Chytridiomycetes; Spizellomycetales; Powellomycetaceae
Product: oligomeric Golgi complex subunit 7
Exons: 1
Coding region: 401-3214 (937 amino acids)
Biological process (GO): retrograde vesicle-mediated transport, Golgi to endoplasmic reticulum; Golgi organization; intracellular protein transport
Cellular component (GO): COG complex
Source: RefSeq, a predicted model, not a curated record